Messenger RNA from Quercus lobata, 1727 nucleotides. Its product is annotated as protein DETOXIFICATION 40-like. Gene Ontology annotation, cellular component: membrane. The transcript is spliced from 7 exons. The record is from RefSeq and is a predicted model, not a curated record. Gene Ontology annotation, biological process: xenobiotic detoxification by transmembrane export across the plasma membrane. NCBI's taxonomy places the organism in Eukaryota, Viridiplantae, Streptophyta, Magnoliopsida, Fagales, Fagaceae. Bases 1 to 1542 code for a protein of 513 amino acids. Gene Ontology annotation, molecular function: xenobiotic transmembrane transporter activity; antiporter activity.
AUGGGGUCUUCAGAAGAUAACAUCAAUGAGCCCUUGCUCCAAAGCAACACACAAUCUCCCUCUUUGUCAUCCUAUUCAUUCACCACAAAGCAUCAAUCAAGCCGCGAGCUUGAAAGGAUUUUGUCCGACGAUAGCGUGCCUUUCUUGCGGCGUCUACCAGCCGCUACAUGGAUUGAGUUCAAGCUCCUCUUCUACCUUGCUGCUCCGGCUGUUAUUGUAUACAUGAUCAACUAUCUCAUGUCCAUGUCCACCCAAAUCAUUGCCGGCCACCUUGGUAACCUUGAGCUUGCUGCCGCCUCUCUUGGCAACAAUGGCAUCCAAGUCUUUGCCUAUGGCCUCAUGUUAGGCAUGGGGAGUGCUGUGGAGACGCUAUGUGGACAAGCAUAUGGAGCCCAAAAGUACGAAAUGCUAGGCAUAUAUUUGCAAAGAUCAACCAUCCUUCUCACUUUAGCAGGUGUCCUUCUCAGUAUCAUCUAUAUCUUCUCCAAGCCCAUCCUAAUAUUUCUUGGUGAAUCACCAAGAAUUGCAUCUGCAGCAGCAAUUUUCGUCUAUGGUCUAAUCCCUCAAAUCUUCGCAUACGCUGUAAACUUCCCUAUCCAAAAAUUUCUACAAGCUCAAAGCAUUGUACUCCCUAGUGCAAUAAUGUCAACGGCCACACUAGUGGUACACAUUUUGCUAAGCUGGGUUGUAGUGUACAAGAUUGGGCUUGGGUUGUUAGGUGCAUCAUUAGUGCUGAGCUUGUCAUGGUGGAUUAUAGUGGUGGCACAAUUUGUCUACAUAGUGAAAAGUGAGAGUUGCAAGUAUACGUGGAGGGGGUUUAGUCUGCAAGCAUUCUCAGAAUUACCAGGAUUCUUUAGGUUGUCAGUGGCAUCAGCGGUGAUGCUAUGCCUAGAGACGUGGUACUUUCAAAUUCUUGUUUUGCUGGCUGGAUUGCUUCCGAACCCUGAGUUGGCUUUGGAUGCCCUAUCCAUUUGCACAACAGUAUCUGGAUGGGUUUUCAUGAUCUCGGUUGGCUUCAAUGCAGCUGCAAGUGUGAGAGUGAGCAAUGAGCUUGGAGCUGGAAAUCCAAAGUCAGCAUCAUUUUCUGUGACGGUUGUGACAUUGAUCUCCUUCAUCAUCUCUGUGAUCUCAGCAUUGGUUGUGCUUGCUUUACGCGAUGUCAUAAGCUAUGCAUUCACUCAAGGUGAAACCGUGGCCGCUGCUGUCUCGGAUCUCUGCCCACUUCUCGCCCUCACCCUCCUCCUCAAUGGAAUUCAACCUGUCGUGUCCGGGGUGGCUGUUGGGUGUGGAUGGCAAGCUUUCGUUGCAUACGUAAAUAUUGCAUGUUACUACGGGGUUGGAAUACCAUUGGGUGUGCUUCUCGGCUUUUAUUUUAAACUUGGUGCCAAGGGGAUAUGGUUGGGAAUGCUCAGUGGCACGUUGGCGCAAACUAUCAUUUUGAUUUGGGUUACGUUUCGGACGGAUUGGAAUAAAGAGGUGGAAGAAGCUACCAAAAGGUUGAACAAAUGGGAGGAUAAAAUGGAAUCACUUACGAUGAACUGAAACUAGUUUUGAAAAAUGAUCUCGAUUAGUGCAUUUGAAUUGCACUAGUGACUGUCUGACUUUGCAAAUUGGGAGAGCCUGAGGUACGGCAUUUGGGUAAAAUUAUGACAAAUUAAACAAAACUUUCUGAGUUAAAAUUCUUCUUUCACUGUAUAACAUUCCAUAUUAUUGAAGAACAGAGAAAA